Molecule: messenger RNA, 1305 nt
Organism: Solanum dulcamara
Lineage: Eukaryota; Viridiplantae; Streptophyta; Magnoliopsida; Solanales; Solanaceae
Product: mitogen-activated protein kinase kinase kinase 20-like
Exons: 1
Coding region: 82-1149 (355 amino acids)
Biological process (GO): protein phosphorylation
Molecular function (GO): protein kinase activity; ATP binding
Source: RefSeq, a predicted model, not a curated record
AGCUCAAUUCGAGUUCUCUUCUUCCUUUCUCUCAACAGUAGAAACCUAAAAUUACCAAAUUUCAUCUUAAACCAAAAAAAAAUGGAUUGGGUUAGAGGUGAAACAGUAGGUCAUGGAAGCUUUGGCAAAGUCAGUUUUGCGAUACAAAGAAGCCAGAGUACUCUGGUUUCUCCAUCAAUGGUGGUUAAGUCUUCUUCCGCUUCCUCCUCAUCUACUCUGAUGAACGAGAAGAUAAUCUUGAAUGAACUUAAGGAAUGCCCACAAAUCAUCAAUUGCGUUGGUGACAGCUAUACUUACGAAAAUGGCGAAAAGCUGUACAAUGUCUUAUUGGAGUAUGCUUCUGGAGGUGCUUUGUCGGAUAAGUUAAAGAAUUCCGGUGAUCAUAGGUUGCCGGAAUUUGAAGUCAGGAAGUACGCCAAGGGGUUACUCAAAGGAAUUCAUUAUAUCCACAAGAAUGGCUAUGUUCACUGCGACAUUAAGCUUCCGAACAUUCUUUUAGGCGAAGAUGAUCAAGUCAAAAUCGCUGAUUUUGGGUUGGCAAAGAGGUCUGAAUCAACGAAAGAUGAUAAAUUGCGAUGUGAAUUGAGGGGUACUCCACUUUACAUGUCACCAGAAAUGGUGACUAGAGGCGAACAGGAAACUCCGGCUGAUAUCUGGGCACUUGGCUGUGUGGUAGCGGAAAUGGCAACUGGUAAUCCAGCGUGGAGAUGUUCAGAUAUAGCUAAAUUGUUGAUGACAAUUGGAUUGGGUGAUCAAUUGCCUGAAAUUCCUGAAAAAUUAUCGGAAGAAGGAAAAGAUUUUCUAGAAAAAUGCUUCGUGAAGGACCCGAAAAAGAGAUGGACGGCUGAGAUGCUUCUAAAACAUCCAUUUGUUGCUGAUCAAGAUGAUACUGUUUCAUUGAAUGACGAAAGAUGUUACAGUGAGACCCCCUCUACAUCUCCUAAGUGCCCAUUUGAUUUUCCAGAUUGGGUAACUAAUGACUCUGCUGAAUCCUCUGCAACAUGUUCAAUUACAUCACUUCCCUCACCGGCUAACUUCAGCGAUGGGUCAUGGUCCACAUCGCCAGCGGAAAGGAUUUGGGAAUUAGUAUGUGAACGUAAACCUGAAUCUGAAUGGUCAACUGCUGAUGGCUGGGUCAGCGUUAGAUGAUGUCAAUCUUACAGUAAAAAGAAAAAUUAGUCAUAGAUGAGUCUUAGAUUCAGAAUAGGCCAAUUUGUUCAAUUUUUUUGUACAGAUAAAUAGAUACAUGAUUUUCUAUAUGACGACGAUGGAUUGAGAUUCACCAAAAUGUAUAGUUAAAGAGUA